This is a messenger RNA of Epinephelus fuscoguttatus (brown-marbled grouper), 1577 nucleotides long. RefSeq names its product placenta-specific gene 8 protein-like. Bases 1 to 417 code for a protein of 138 amino acids. The transcript is spliced from 3 exons. The record is from RefSeq and is a predicted model, not a curated record. Lineage: Eukaryota; Metazoa; Chordata; Actinopteri; Perciformes; Serranidae.
AUGUCUCGACAGGUGGUCCAGGUCCAGCCGGAGAGCAGGGUUCAGGGGCCAGGACAGUGGAGCACUGGCCUGUGUGAGUGCUAUAAAGACAUGGGAGACUGUUGUUUUGCCCUGUGCUGCCUCCCAGUGUUUACCUGUAAGGUGACCAAUGCAGUGGGUGCCUGUCCCUGCCUGCCUCUGCUGGACUGUAUCGGCUGCGUACCACCGGCCUCUCUCGCCAUGAGAGCAUCUGUCAGGGAACGAUAUGGCAUACAGGGGAGUGUGUGGAGCGACUGCCUGUAUGGAUGCUGCUGCUAUCCGCUAUCUUGGCUCCAGAUCUCCAGAGAGCUGAAGAGAAGAGCAGCAUCCCACGCCUCCUCCUCCUCCUCGGUCAGAUACACUUCUCUGACCUCCCUGCAGGGGGCGCACUUGGUCUAGGCACAUGCGGCACUCCUGUGUUCUGCUGCAGCCUGCCCUCCAGUGUACAGGAGUUGAUUUAAUCACACUUCCUCUGAUCUGCAGCCACUCCCUGUUACCUCAGAGAAUUCAGCAGUAACAAAGACUGUCCCACAGCAAGGAAAGUUCAGUUUGUCCCAUGAUGAAGUGAAAGAAGUGUGAAAAAUGUAUUAGAAUAGUAGAGCAGGGCUAAUUUUGCAUGUUAUUAUAUGUAGCAAAAUUUGCUUAAUGUUUUCUUUCAGUGGUGGAAAGUAAAUAAGAGCGUAUAUCCAAGCACUGUAUUUAAGUGCAAUUGUGAGAUACCUCUACUUUACUUGAUUUCAGAGAGAAAUGUUGUACUUUAACUUCACUACUACUUUUUUAUCUGGCAGCCAAAGUUACUAGUUAACUUUCAGUAGAUUUUACUUACACAAAAAACAUAUAUCAAGCUUAUAAAAUUGUUAUAAAUUAAAUAAGUCUUUCUCAACCUUGUUGCCCUGUUACCCUUUAAAAAAAAAAAAAAAGCAGUCUACAUGUUUCAGAUGUCAGGGUAUUUCACAUCUGUGACAGCACCAUGAAUGCUGAAAGGUACAUACCUGUAUUUGAGCAAGGUAUGCCGCCGUCCAGAUGACAACGCCAGGCCAGAUUCUGCAUGCCUUUAUAGUAAAAGGGUGUGGGUACUAGACUGGCCUACAUUCAGUCCAGACCUUCCUCCCUUUGAAAAUGUGCAGCAUCUGAAGCACCUUAUGCCAAUUAUGAAGCACAAAAUACAACAACGGACACCCCGGACUGUUGAGCAACUGAAGUUGAAUAUCAAGCAACAAUGGGAAAGAAUUUCACUUUGAAAAAUAUAACACUGUCUGACUGAUGUUAAAAGAAGGGGUGAUGUAACACAAUGGUAAACACGCCCCAGUGCUAACGUGUUGGAAUGUGUUGCAAGCAUCAAAUUCAGAGUGACUGUAUAUUUACAAAACAAACAAACAAAAACAAUAAAGUUGAUCAGUUUGAACAUAUCGUGUCUUUGCACUGUAUUCAAUUGAAUAAAGGUUGGAAAGGGUUUGCAAAUCAUUGCAUCCUGGUUUUAAUUAAGUUUACAAUGUAACACAACUGUUGGAAUUGUGCUAUGACUUUUCACAACAUUUUUAUGACAUACUAUGUUAUGA